This is a messenger RNA of Rhizophagus irregularis DAOM 181602=DAOM 197198, 788 nucleotides long. Lineage: Eukaryota; Fungi; Glomeromycota; Glomeromycetes; Glomerales; Glomeraceae. The record is from RefSeq and is a predicted model, not a curated record.
AUGUCUUUAUGCAAACCUAAUGAGACAACAGAUUCUGACGAGAGAGUGGCAAUUCGUUCGCCUGUACGUUCACCUGAUAAUGAUAAAGAUGACAUGGACUUUCAAUAUGAUCAUAAAGAUGAUUUAAAUAAUGUUAAUUCAUCUGAUACUGAAGAGAAAAAAGAAAGUGAUAACGAAUACAAUUAUGAAAAGGAGAAAGAGAAGGAUGAAAAUAAUGAUGAAGAGGACGAAGAGGAAGGUAAUAAUGAUGAUAAUAAUAAUCAAGUGAAAGAGGAACGUAAUAAAGAUGAAAAGGAACAUAAUAAUGAAGAGGAAGAAAUACAUCAAAUCAUUGAAGCGUUAGAUGAAGACAAAAUACCAUUCUGCAAUGGUCAAUUUGCACCGUACUUUAAUAAUUAUACAACUAUAGCAUUAUUUUGCUGGCUUCAGAAGCAUAAUAUUUCUACGAAAGCAUAUGAAGAUCUUGUCGAUAAUUCACAAUUCUCAAUUUAAACCUACCCAUGUAGUAAAAAAUAUCUGAAGAUUCCAAUCAUGGAGAAAACGUCUUCCUCUUCUACUAAUAAUAACAAAGUCUAUUAAAAUUUCACCAAAAAAAACUCCAUCAACCUCAUAAGGAUCAAAACUUUCGUAUCAACUCUCAAUUAGUGAAAUUAUAUGGUGUGUUCUUAAUAAUCCGAUGCUAAUGAAGCAUAUGUAUUUUGGACCCAGCAUUAAUUCUAAAGAAAAAUCAGAAUUUUGGCACAGAAAUUUAUGGGAGGAAUCCCCACUUUUUGGACAACACGAAAUAU